Messenger RNA from Cottoperca gobio, 4899 nucleotides. It is a transcript of the gene znf438, whose product is annotated as zinc finger protein 438. Gene Ontology annotation, molecular function: RNA polymerase II transcription regulatory region sequence-specific DNA binding; DNA-binding transcription factor activity, RNA polymerase II-specific. The transcript has 4 exons. NCBI's taxonomy places the organism in Eukaryota, Metazoa, Chordata, Actinopteri, Perciformes, Bovichtidae. Gene Ontology annotation, biological process: regulation of transcription by RNA polymerase II. Bases 269 to 2620 code for a protein of 783 amino acids. Gene Ontology annotation, cellular component: nucleus. The record is from RefSeq and is a predicted model, not a curated record.
UCCACCCACCGGAUCAAGUUGACGGUUUGGCUCAAAAUGGCUGGAGAGAAACAGUUAGGAGGAUCGACGGUUUUACCAGGUAUUUACGAAAAAUGAGACUGUCGUAGCUUGAAGGCGCUUCCUCCACAUAACUGGGGAUCCAGGGGGAGUGUGGAGAGGGGGGGACAGGACCACAACCUGGGCACCACCCAGAAAGAGGAGGAGCGAGGCAGCAGCUGAGGAAGAAGGAUCAUCCAAUCGUUGGUAGCCAGUGAGUCCAGCCCUUCAGAUGAAGAGCCUUCAGUUCCGGAGCAUCGCCCCUAAGGCCCCGGCCGUGGUGCCCUCCCCCUCCCCUGCGGUCCUGUCCUGCCAGCCUCCCUCUGCCCUCCCUGAGGCUACCACCGCCUCCAGCCCCAAGUCCAUCAUUGUGCCCACCCAAAACUAUGCACUUAUGCAAAUAGCAGGUCAGGAUGGCACUUUCUCUCUGGUGGCGAUCCCCCCUUCUGUCUCUUCUCAGACACCACAGCAACAACAGCAGCAAACUCAAAAUAACCCCAAGUUGCCCAUUCCAAGAUACCAGCCAGUGAGGAGCAGGGGGACCACAGAUAAGGUCAAGUCACCACCACUAGCUUCUAGGGCCAAAACAGUCUUCAAGGUCGCUGUGACCACGCAAACUGUGUCAGUGGUGAGUGGGCCAUCAACAGUGACGAAGAAAAAACAACUGGAGUCGAAGCACACAAAAGAUAUCCUAGUUCCCAAAGACGAGCCUUCAGAGCAGGUAAUCCUGAUUGACCCAGCCUCCUCUGACAUCUCUGUCACUGCUUUACUCCCAGACAAUGCUGUCCUGUACCCGAGUUCUCAGUUAGAGCGAGUACCAGAUAGUUCUGAACGACCUGCUACAACUAGUCUUAUUCAGAACCUCCAGUACCCCCCAGCUGCUGUCAAAGGCUCCCCGAGCAAAUCCCUGGAGGAAGGUAAGACUACAGUGAGGCUGUGCCAAUCUAAGUCCGCUGUAGCCCAGCCCCAGAGCAGUAUCACUGUCCUGUCUUCAGCCAUCUUCAGCAAAGCAGUCCAGAUUAUCCCGUCCCCACCUAAGGGUAAACUGCCCAUUUUGCCCUACUCUAAAAUGAAGAACACCCUCAUCCCAGCUGCCAAGCUCAGCAAUUUGUCCCCAGAUAACAAGGGUUUCUCUAGCCAGACAGGACUCUCCAGCCCCUUAGAUCCUCCAUCCAAGACCCUCGAGACAGCUGAAGCCUUGGGUCACAACCAGAUCCCAAACUCCACUCUACAGCCCCAGACCAAGACCUCACUCAUGCCUGUGUUGGGAACCCUAGAGAAACCACCUGGCAAGAAGAGGGGGAGGAAGAGAAAGACAAUGGAGGACAUCUUGGCAUUUGAGGCCAGAAAGAAAAGGUCUUUGUCAUUUUUCCGUAGAAGGGUCCCAGAGAAACCGACAGCAGUUGUUCCAGGCGCCAAACAAAAAGAAGUUGAUAUUUCAAAGAAGUACCGCAGCAUCCGACCCAAACCCAUGUUGGUUAUGGAGACAGUUCCCCAGCUAGUUAGUUUGCCUGCCAUUACCCCAGAUGGCCAGGAGCAGGAGCUCGUACUUGGUCAUCAGCUCCCCGCCCCUUCCACAACCAAGGCUUUGGACUGUCCUCCCCAACCAGCCCCAGUAACCCUACACUUGAGAAGUGCCUCACAUCCGAGAGUGUUCAUAGGCAGCCGUCCGCUCCAUCGUUGCCCCACCUGCAGCCGCUGUUUCCAGUUCAAUCAUCACCUACAGAGCCACAUGAACAGUCACACCAAUAGCCGUCCCUACGUCUGCCCAGUCUGUCGCAAAGCGUACGCUCACUCCGGCAGCCUGAGCACCCACAUGAAGCUUCACCACUCCGAGGUACGCCCGCGUCGGUCUCUUUGCUGUGAGUUCUGCGAGAAGUCCUUUGGAUAUGUGGGGGUUUACUUCAGUCAUCUGAGAGAGGUCCACAAGGUGGUGUUGACUGUGGAGCCAUCCAUCAGCCAUCAUGAGGAUGACCGGUCUGUGGAGGGGGCCAACUCUCCAGAGCCAUCAGAUGAACAGGAUCGUGAAGACCCUGUGGAGCUGCAGAUUAAAUGUGGCCGCUGCCAGUCCAUCACUCCCACCUUUGCCGACAUGAAGAUGCACUUGCUGUAUGUUCAUGGGGAGGAGGUCCAGGUUCCACUUCACGAUGGCAAACAACUGCGGGGUGGCCGAGAGGCUGAGAAUGAACUGGUAAAGCAUGCCGCCCACUACUGGCGGCAGCUAAACGAGAAGCGCAACUUGGUCAAGUGCGGCAGCUGCGAUGAGGAGUUUGUCUCGUUCUCCAAACUUAAGAGGCACAUCAUAUCCCACCACCAUGGACGAGAGGAGGACGAUGGGAUCCUUUCAUCACCCGAUCGCGGCGGAGGUCUUGGGGUCCUUGCAGCAGGUGCAGCCUUUAACUGUGUGCUUUGCAGCGAGGUGUUGGACACUAAAGAGGCAGUUAUGGAGCACUGGAGGAGUCGCCACCACUGUGAGCAGCCCAGCCUUCUGUGGGACGCACUGAGCUCCUACUCCGGCCAGGAAGAGGGUGAGGCGGACGGGGAUCUAGACACUCCUGCUCCAAGCCCACACUAUCCAGCCUAGCCCCUUGGAUGGGCGUGGAGCCAUUCACUGUUGCUCCUCUCACACACUCAGUCCUAACAAUCAGCUGCACAGGGAUGGAGAUUGUCUCUUAUGUCUUUUAUCAUUAGUUUCAUUUUACACCAGUUGAGGCAUUUGACUUGGUCCAGAAGGAAAAUAAAAAAGGAAAAAGAAUAUUAAGCCAAUGGUGAAAAUGUAUCUUUGUGUUACAAUUCAUAAGGGAUAUUCUCUUAGGUCAGAGAAUAUUUUUCAUGUUAUUUUGAUUGCACUGUUCUGUUUUUUGGAAAGUGUUUGGAGAUGUCUAUUUAAUAUCCCGUUGGAUUAUUUUUUUCUACUGCUUAUUUAAAAUCGUAUUAAAAGGGUCAUUUAUAACCGAGCUGACACAGAAAUACUGUUAAAGGGUCAUUUCACUCAAACUCUUACCUCUUGUGGUAUCUGGCCAUGCAGAUCAUUUGGAUUUAUGUGCUCAGUUUUUGAGAUUUCUGCUUCCACACCAAUGAUUAAUUAAAUGUUUCAAGUUUAAUGACAACAUCUAACAGUGUCCAUGUUAAUCUGUGGAUUAUACAGAGGAAACCAUUUUUUUUGUAUAAUACUGUGAGCACCAUAAACAAAAUUUCAUAAGAUUGGAGGCAGAAAUCUCAAAGAUCUUCAUCUCGACUGAAAUGACCAAAUCUGCAUGACUAGAUACCACUAUGGUAAAGUGGGAAAAUAUGGUUUUAAAUUUAGGUGGACUGACCCUUUUUAAAACACUGAGAAAUGUAAAUCUCAUAACAAGGGUACACUGUCUAACGUCACACAGGCUGACAAUAGGCCUUGGGUUAUUACAGGUUCAAAUAAAUCCGUAUGUGUACACAAUCCUUUGAUGCAAUGUUGCUCCUGUAACGGAAAAUCAAUAUUUCAGUUAUGACUUGAACUUUCACAGUCCGAUUUAAGGGCAGUAUUGGGGUCCUCUGUCAACUCGGACCCAUGAAAGAACAUUUUCCUAACCAGCACCCAAGUGACAUCCUUGUGGCCUUCUGAAAAAAGAAUCGGUGUUCUUGCAUAGUGUGGCUUACCGUCAGUAUGGUCCUCGGUAGGCCAAGUUCUAUCUCCUUGACUUGUUGAUUAAUGCCUAUUUGUGUAUUCUGUGAUAUGCCAAGGGUCUAUUCACACUAGUGAUUGUAGAAGUGAGUUUUGCAUUUAAGCUUUUUAACCACUGACUGAAUACUUUUUGUUGACUUAGUAAGUACGCAAAGGAAACCAUCGAAUUGCCUACCUGUUGUUGCCAGCUCAUGUACGCACCUGUGGAAUUGUGUGCAGCCAGACUCUAUUAUUAGAGUUAAUAUAAACUGUUGUCAAGUCCAGAAAAUAUGCUAUUUUGUACUCUAGAUUAAUACAGAGGUCUUUUAGUAUAUUUAUGCUUGUUGUUGGUCCUUAAAGAACCAACACUGAGACAUUUGUUACGUUUGCUUCUUCUUUUGGGGGAUGCUUAAUGUCUUGUUUCUUGAUGGGAGGCCAUUACUACAUGGCAAGUAUCUCUGCUUACUGUCUGUGUUUUAUCUUUCAUAUGAAUAAAAAAAAAAUACAUCACAGGGUCAAGUGAAUGUACCUGAAUGUUUUCAGAACCCUACCAAAAGUAUAUAUACAUAUAUAUGCUAUAUAGACUUAUUCCAUAGAUAGAAUAUAUAGAUAUAUUGAGAAAAAAUAUAUAUUUACAUAGAGUAACCAGUGAAUCAGCUGCUGUGUUCUGUCAUAGUGGAGGAGGGAAACAAGAGAUGAAUAUAUCAUUGCCAACACUGGCAACAAAAGCCAUGUAGAGCUGUCCUUAUGUGUCUGACACAAAACGUGGGACUGUGAAUGAAGGGCAAAGCACUGAUGUGUAGCUGUCACACUGAGUGGGUAAUCUACAGUAUAGUGUACUACUGUUUAUUGAAUGGCAUAUUUGAGUGUUCAUCAGUGAACUGUCCUUUGUUUGCAAGCCCUCAACACAAACCAGGAAGUGACAAAUGUAAGGGUCAGACUCUUCUUUCCUCAGUUAGAUGAGAAACAUACCAUGACUGUCAGCACAAGUCGGAAAGUAAAAAAUCCCACAUUAGGUGAUGUGAUGUGUUUGACUCACUAAAUAUGUUCACUGUGUCCAAAAAAAGAAGAAAACAAGACUGAAAGUGUUUGUGCUUGUGACUGUUUGUGUACCUGAAGAACCUGAUGUUUAUGAGAAUAAAGUUGUGCUUUGUUGAGGACAUUGUGACUGUAGUGUUGUCUUAGAAAAGAGGUAUACUGAAAUAAAUACUCAAUUUACCACA